Molecule: messenger RNA, 1844 nt
Organism: Haliaeetus leucocephalus (bald eagle)
Lineage: Eukaryota; Metazoa; Chordata; Aves; Accipitriformes; Accipitridae
Gene: SLC35A4
Product: solute carrier family 35, member A4
Exons: 2
Coding region: 150-1097 (315 amino acids)
Biological process (GO): pyrimidine nucleotide-sugar transmembrane transport
Cellular component (GO): Golgi membrane
Molecular function (GO): pyrimidine nucleotide-sugar transmembrane transporter activity
Source: RefSeq, a predicted model, not a curated record
UGCACAGGAAUAUACGCUGCUCAGAACUACGCCAUUCCCAAUGUUGAGAAGACAGUCCGGGACUAUUUCAGUUCACUGAAAAAAGGGUGCGAGUCUGUCUGGCCUCUCUGCACUGAUAGCAGCUCGCCCUUGCUGGCUACCGCCUGAAAAUGGUAAUGUUUGGUAAUGCUGCUGGCUCUGCAAACUGGGUGCUCCGGAGGGGACUGUGGGGACUGAUGCUGGUCUUGUCUGUAGCCAUAUACGGCUCUCAUGCUCCCCUCCUGACCCAGUGCAAGGUGGACGGGAUAAUCCCCUUCAGCUCCACAUCUGUCGUGGUUCUUGUCGAGCUGACAAAGCUGGUGUUCUCCCUCCUGUUCCUGCUGACCUGGGACCGGGAGCUGCUGGGAGUCGCCGUGUCGUGGCGCCACAUUGCCCCCUUCGCCCUCUCUGCCCUGCUGUAUGCUGCCAACAACAACCUGGUGGUUCACAUGCAGCUCUUCAUGGAUCCCAGCACCUACCAGGUCUUGAGUAACUUAAAGAUCGUCACCACGGCACUCCUCUACAGCCUCUUCCUGCGCCAAAGACUCAGCAUGCGCAAAUGGCUGGCUCUUCUCCUGCUGGUGGCUGCUGGGGUGAGCUACAGCUGUGGUGGCCUGCAGGACCCUGGCAGCCCCUCCAAGAUGCAGCUGCACAUCACGCUGGUGGGCUUGUUGCUGAUCUCGGUGUACUGCCUGAUAUCAGGCUUGUCUGCUGUCUACACAGAAGCCAUCCUGAAAACCCAGGCACUGCCUCUCAGCCUUCAGAACCUCUUCCUUUACUUCUUUGGGGUCCUGCUCAACUUGAUCGGCUACUUCUGGAGCAGCGCAGAGGGCAGUUUCUUGGAGGGAUUUUCUUCCUGGGUGCUGGUGAUUGUGGUCAGCCAGGCCUUGAACGGUUUGAUCAUGUCCGUGGUCAUGAAGCACAGCAGUAACAUCACCAGGCUCUUUGUGAUCUCCUGCUCUAUCCUGGUCAACGCCCUCCUGUCCAUCACCCUCUUCAAUCUGCAGCUCACCCUGCUCUUCUUCAUUGCUGUCUCAUGCAUCGGCCUUGCUGUUCACUUGUACUAUGGCGUCACGUAGCUGCUGCCUUCCUGCCCUGUGUGCACCAGGGCAGCUUUUAGUCGUUCCUCAGGGGUAUUUAGUGCUUGUGCUGGGGCUGGUGUUAGAAGCACAGCAGUGCUUUGGCUGUCGGCCUCCCCGCCCUGGUGUUUGCAGGGAGUUGUUACUGGUGGGUGCGUGCACAACUAGCAAGGAGCCCCCGGAGGGGAGUGCUGAGAAUGAGAGUGCCCUGUCCCUGUUUCCAGAGGGGAAGCUGGGCCCUGCUCCAGCCUAGUUGGGCUCUGUGCCACAGGGUUCCCGUGCGAUCAGGUGUGCCCAGCUUCAAGGGUGCGUCCUGACCCCCUUGUUUAUGUGGUGUCUCAUAUUCUCAAGCUGCUUCUGCCAUCUUCCCUGCACCAGAGCCUGUAAAUGCUCCUACAGUGGUUAGCUCCACUGUGUUGUGAGCUCAUCUGUGCACAAGCAGCCCUGCUGCACAAUUGCUGCCAGGCCAGCGUUGGUCUGACAUGCUUUCAACUCCUGUGGAUGGUGUUUCUUGCAGCCAUCUGCACAAGGCUGGGUGCUGCUGCCUGGAGAGCCCGAUGCUGCGUCCGGGGGCAUCUCUCCCACCUCUGCAGUUUUCCAGCCCAACCCUUGCACCAGCCCCUGGCUGAAGGGCUGCUGUCCUUAGGCCCCAUUUCCCCUUUUCAGACAUGGUGUCGCUGCUGUGUGUGGAGCAGAUGGGGAAUGGGGGGAUGUGGGAACUGUUUCACCUGCUCCCCAAAAGGGAGA